Chenopodium quinoa (quinoa) is the source of this 2080-nucleotide messenger RNA. Its product is annotated as UDP-N-acetylglucosamine diphosphorylase 1-like. Lineage: Eukaryota; Viridiplantae; Streptophyta; Magnoliopsida; Caryophyllales; Amaranthaceae. The record is from RefSeq and is a predicted model, not a curated record. Bases 414 to 1916 code for a protein of 500 amino acids. The transcript is spliced from 16 exons. Gene Ontology annotation, molecular function: UDP-N-acetylglucosamine diphosphorylase activity. Gene Ontology annotation, biological process: UDP-N-acetylglucosamine biosynthetic process.
GCCUAACCUUUUUCACUCUCUUCUCCCUCAUCCUCCUUAUUCCAUAUUACAACCGCCAUCUUAACCCUUUUUCACUCUCGUCGCCUCUUACGUCGCGCCACCGCUCGUAACCCCGCCCCGUUCAACCUCACCCUUUCGGCCUUUCUCAUUAUUGUUACUUUCUCUACUCCUUUUUUUCAAUUCAUUACCACCAAUAAAGCUCUAAAUUGUGACUACCUCGUAAUGCGGACCCAUUAUUUGGUAGGUUUUGACUUCAGGUGGGGCUGCGGUGGUUGUGGCGGCGGCGGUAAUUGCUCAGCCGUUACGGGAUUCAUCCCCGAAUUAAAUUCCCCUUCUCUCUCACCUUUGUGAUUCCCACUAUUGCAUUUUCAGAGAAAAUCAAAGAAAACCAUAUUUGAAGUUUUGUAAGAGAGAUGACGGAAAUAGCAGCAGCAGAAACGACGACAGUAGCAACAAUGGCGGAUAGUAAUGGCGUCAAUGCCAUGGCUGCAUCACCUCCGCAAGCUCUGCUAGAAAGGCUUAAGGAUUACGGUCAAGAAGAUACUUUCGCUUUCUGGAAUGAGCUUUCUUCUGAUGAACGCGAGCAUCUUAUCAAAGAUAUUGAGAGUUUAGAUCUUCCGAGGAUUGAUCGGAUUAUUCGAUGUUCGUUUCGUUCUCAAGGAUUGCCGGCUGCGGCGAUUGAGCCGGUGUCGGAGGACAUUGUGUCAACGGUGGAGCAUCGGACGAUCGAGGAUAGAGAAAAGUGGUGGAAGAUGGGAUUGAAGGCCAUACAUGCCGGCAAGUUGGCUGUCAUCCUUUUGUCCGGUGGUCAGGGAACUCGGCUUGGAAGCUCAGAUCCUAAGGGUUGCUUUAAUAUUGGCCUUCCUUCCAGAAAGUCACUUUUCCAACUUCAGGCAGAGCGAAUUCUGUGUGUUCAAAGAUUAGCAGCUCAAUUUAUGAAUGAGGGAUCAGCAGAUGUUGUACCAAUCCACUGGUACAUAAUGACUAGCCCCUUCACGGACGAAGCAACACGCAAAUUCUUUGAAAGCCAUAAAUUUUUUGGUCUUGAAGCUGAUCAAGUGACGUUCUUCCAGCAGGGAACAAUACCUUGUAUCUCAAUGGAUGGAAGAUUCAUCAUGGAGACUCCAUAUAAAAUGGCAAAGGCUCCUGAUGGGAAUGGAGGAGUUUAUACAGCUCUAAAGUCUUCGAGACUGUUAGAAGAUAUGGCUGCACGAGGAGUCAAAUAUGUAGAUUGUUAUGGUGUAGACAAUGCACUCGUUCGCGUUGCUGAUCCCACUUUCUUGGGUUAUUUCAUUGAUAAAAAUGUUUCAGCUGCUGCCAAAGUUGUAAAGAAGGCCUAUCCCCAAGAGAAAGUUGGUGUAUUUGUACGACGAGGAAAGGGUGGCCCACUUGAUGUGGUUGAAUACAGUGAGCUAGAUCCUUCAGUGGCUAGUGCAGUCAAUCAGGAAACUGGGCGUCUUCGCUUUUGUUGGAGUAAUGUUUGCUUGCAUAUGUUCACCUUGGAUUUUUUGAAUUCCGUGGCCAAUGGACUGGAGAAUGAUAGCAUUUAUCAUUUGGCAGAGAAGAAAAUACCAUCAGUUAAUGGAUAUACAAUGGGACUAAAACUGGAACAGUUCAUAUUUGAUGCCUUCACAUAUUCUCCUUCUACUGCACUGUUUGAGGUUUUACGAGAAGAAGAGUUUGCACCUGUAAAAAACGCAAAUGGGGCAAAUUAUGACACACCUGAUAGUGCGAGAUUGCUUGUUCUCCGUCUUCAUGCUCGAUGGGUGAUUGCUGCUGGUGGCUUUCUUACCCAUUCGGUGCCUUUAUAUUCAACUGGUGUUGAAGUUUCUCCGUUGUGCUCUUAUACGGGGGAAAACCUUGAAGCUAUUUGCCGUGGAAGAACCUUCCAUGCUCCUUGUGAAAUCACAUUUUGAAUUUGAUUUAUGAUUUGUAUAUCAGGCAUGUCAUUUUUUAUGAAAAAAGAUUAGAACAGAUAUAAUCAUACGAGUAUGUAUAUACACUCAACUUUAUGAGUCGAGAGUUUGAAUCAUUUUGGCAGUUAUAUUGUUCAAUAAAUAAUGAGCUUUAUUUAUGCACA